UUUCGGCCUCAUUGCGUCAUCGCGUACCGGGAACGCUGACGUGUAAUCGCGGAAGUGAGCCUGGUGCCUUCGUUUUGUCCACUUGGUGACAGUUCAUAAUGGAAAGAUUUGCGGUUUUACACUGAAUUACUACGCAAACAGGAGUCGGACCUGACUGGACAGCAGACAUCGAGAGACAUCGGGCAUACACUGCUGGUCCAGAUAUCACCUAUGAAGCUGGAGACUGAAACUUCAUGCAUCAUGCCGCUAAUGUGCAUUUCCACAACAUCGAAAACCUUUGGUAAAACAGCAUCUGUGAUGUGACUGGGAAUCUGAUAACUUGACUCCAGUACGCCAAGAAGACGACAAAAUCUCACAUUAUGAACAAACAACGACUGGUCAUCAAGAGCAAUGUACAUAAGGGUCCCAGUUCCUAUUUUGCGGAGGGAAAGCGACAUACAAAAGUGGCCAGGAGCUACAGAAGUUUCCGGUUGAAAUGGCCCAGGAACUCGGAACUAAGUUUCCAAAUUUUGACGUGGGUUUCAGGGACCACAACAAAGGCAGCCAUGAGUCGACGGAAGAUUGGAGACUUGUACAGAGCCCCCUUCCCCCUGUACACAGUUCAUUUUCAUAGAGAAACAGGAUUGGUUAUUACAGCUGGUGGCGGUGGUGCUUCUAAGACUGGCAUUAAGAAUGGAGUGCACUUUCUUAGCCUGGAGCUGGUUGAGGGGAAGCAUAGUGCCACAUUGCUGCACUCCCACGACACUGAAACACGCGCCACCAUGAACAUGGCUGUUGAAGGCAAUGUUAUGGCUGCUGGACAAGACGGUUGCUGCUGCCUGAUGCGCUUUCAGCAGCACUCACCCAAGGACCUUCGCAAGGAUAACACCAAGCGGGGUGCUAGUGGUGAUGUUGAUGGCCCCAGGCGGCGAGAUGGUCAUCAUCAGGGCAGUGGGGGAGGUGGUGGACUGGAGACCAGGACUGAGAGUUCCCAAGUGAAGGUGGAGGUGCUGGGUGAGGUGUGCUCUGACCUGAGCCCCACUGAUGCACUGCAGAAAUGCGUCAGGUUCAGCCCGGAGCACAACCUUUUGCUGACUGGGGGUGCCGAUGGCCACGUCCGUGUAUGGGAGUAUCCUUCUUUGAAGAAGAAACUGGAUUUCAAAGCUCAUGAAGGAGAGAUUCAAGAUUUAGACAUUAGUUCAAACAAAAAGGUUGUGACAGUGGGGCGUGAUUUUGCAUGCUGUGUCUGGAGUGAUGACCAGCUGGCCAUGGGUCUGCGCUGGCAAGACAGCCUGCCUCAUAUCGCUGAAAAGAUGUAUCGCUACCAGGCCUGCAGGUUUGGAAAGGUAGAGGACCUGCCAGGUGUUCUUAGACUGUACACUGUUCAGGUACCCCACAAAAGAGAUCGCAAACCGCCUGCUUGCUAUAUCACCAAAUGGGAAGGGCAAAACUUUUUGCCCCUCCUCACAAAACCUUGUGGUAAAGAAGUCAUCUCCUGUCUUGAGGUUAGUGACUCUGGGACAUUCCUGGGCUUGGGGACAGUAACCGGAUCAGUGGCCAUAUUUAUUGCUUUCUCACUACAGAAGCUGUAUUACGUACAGGAAGCUCACGGUAUCGUGGUGACAGACUUAGCCUUCCUCCCAGAAGUGGUGCAGGGCAAGAAUUUCCUGGGAGACAAUGAAGUAGCUAUGUUAAGUGUGGCGGUGGACAGCCGCUGUCAGAUGCACAUAAUUCCAAAUCGCAGGUCCUUUCCUAUAUGGCUGGUGCUGCUGCUGUGUGGCCUCCUCAUCGUGGCUGUGGUCUUCCUCCUGCAGCAGGUCUUCCCAGGGUUCAUUUAGCCUAAGUGCACUCCACAUCCAGUGUAUCCAAGACCCAAGGAUGCUGCCUCUUCAUGGAUGAUGCUUGAGCAACAACAUGCAAUUAUUUAAAUUAAUCCUAUAAAUCAGAAUACUGGAAGGUAGUUAUAGAAAUAGCAGGAUUCUCACUUUUUUGAUACAGUUCUUUCUUUACCACUAGAAUUAUAAGUGAUUGCUGUUAAGCAGUGAGGCCAGUCACCCAAUGGAGAGCAGUGUCACCAGAAGGUGGUGCUGGAGAGAACUAGAGCAAGUUCACAUCUACUUUCUUGUACAGAUGUCCCAUAGAUAAGCUGGAGAGCACCCCUUCCUCUUUUCUAUACUUGUGCUUAACCCCCCCAAAACUGAUGUUGCAUAUAUAACAGGUGUGUUUGUUUAAAAAAUGUGCAGUAUGCUUGUCUGGGGUUUGUAAUUGAAAAUAUUAUAAAUUUUAUUUUGACUGUGUCUCCUCCGUGCUUUGAUGCUGUAGUGUUCUCCCUGGGAGUUUCCUGGGUCACACACCAAGUGCUCUUAUUGUAUUAAAGCAAACUUAUUUUAAAGCUUG
Molecule: messenger RNA, 2376 nt
Organism: Paramormyrops kingsleyae
Lineage: Eukaryota; Metazoa; Chordata; Actinopteri; Osteoglossiformes; Mormyridae
Gene: preb
Product: prolactin regulatory element binding
Biological process (GO): endoplasmic reticulum to Golgi vesicle-mediated transport
Cellular component (GO): endoplasmic reticulum membrane
Molecular function (GO): protein binding; guanyl-nucleotide exchange factor activity
Source: RefSeq, a predicted model, not a curated record